Molecule: messenger RNA, 2904 nt
Organism: Gadus morhua (Atlantic cod)
Lineage: Eukaryota; Metazoa; Chordata; Actinopteri; Gadiformes; Gadidae
Product: protein asteroid homolog 1-like
Exons: 4
Coding region: 925-2733 (602 amino acids)
Source: RefSeq, a predicted model, not a curated record
GCGUUAAUAACCAGACACAGAGAGGCAGCUACGGAGCAGAUGAAGAUGAAUCCAUGGACCCUCUCUGUGCUGCUAGUUGGUAAGCUGUAAUGCUUCUUCUGUUUACUACCGGGAACGUGUCCGUACACAAACUGGAUCCAGCCGGCCUGUGGGCUCAACCUAGAGCUCUUUUUAGAGUCUAAUGGGACCUCAACUCUACCACUAGACACAGACAAAGAAGGACACUUUGAUCAGUUUACCGUUCCAUAUGUUAUCAUAAUAUUAAUAGCAGUGAUGAUAAUGAUAAUGCAUUGUUUUCUUAAUGGGCCUCACCAAAAAAGCUUUCAUAACAUAAAAGAAAGAAACUUGAUAUCUAGUAGUCUGAAGUUUGACAUGAUAUAUAGUAUAAUCUAUUAUGCUUUAUGAUAUCAAAUAAUGUAUAAUAUGAUAUAAAAUAUUAUUUAAUAUCCUGCUCACUAUCGUGCUGUUUCUACACCACUUGCUCCUCCUGAUAUUGGCCUUCAGUAAAAAUGAACUGGAAACACGAACAAUCUCUACAUGUUAAGACACAAAAUACGGUGGCAUUAACCCAACGUUUUGAACAGAUUAUUUACUCUCAUGGCCUUCGAUACUAAACUACGAGUUUAAUGUAAUACCCUUCAGGGACAUUUUGAAACCUGACAAUCUAGUUGGAAACAUAUGAAUUAGUAUCAGUUAUAAGUAACAGUGUCUAGUUAAAUUGCCUCUUACUGAGGGCUAGUGUAGGCUACUUUAUAUUUUGCCUAUUGUGUAGAAAUGUUGACCGUAAGAGCCACUCCCAGUGUGGGUAUGUGUUGGUUUAUAAAGGAGCUGGGAUCCUCUCUGGGUGAGUCCAGUCACCACAGAAGAUAGAACGUAUCCAGUCACAAUUGACAGGAGGAGUUAGAACUAGACCCGUCAGUCGCCAUGGGGGUGAAGGGCUUGUGGUCACUGCUGGAGGACUACAGCAAGACCAACAGUGAGAUCUACGAGGACAUCCACUUCAGAGAUAGCAAGCUAGUGGUGGACGGCAGUAUCCUGGCCCACCUCCUCUACAACAUGGCCAACCUGGACCAGAACCACGGCGGGGAGUACCUGGCCUUCCAGGCGGAGGUCCAGGCAUUUUUCAAGACUCUGGACAACUGUCAAAUUAAAGCAAAAGUUGUGAUGGACGGAGGCUCGGGCCCCAGCGACAUCAAACUAAACCACAGGAUGGACCGUCAAAGAACGCGUGUCAAGAGGAUCCCUGACGCUCUGAAGGGUGGGAAAAGGGACUUCUAUGCCCUCUUUACCACAACAGUGUUUGAACAGACGCUGAACAACAUGAAGGUGCCGCUGGUCAGGUGCUUCGGACAGGCCGACGGCCAGCUGGCUGCCCUGGCCAGAGAGUGGUGCUGCCCGGUGCUGUCCACAGACACUGACUUCUACAUCUACGACCUUCCAGAGGGGGUUCUGCCCCUGGAUCACUUCCAGUGGGUUAAAACAAGUGGGGCCAGGAGUUACAUCUCCUGCAAGCGAUACACCACGUCCAAGUUCUGGGCCCUUUUCAACAUCGACCACCAGCUGCUGACCGUCUUCGCCGCUUUGGCAGGGAACGACUAUGACAACCUCAGAGAUGUUGAGUGGGCCAGGUAUGUUCCAGCGGGUAGUCCUAAAGUGAGGAUCGGAGGCGCCCGCCUGGUGGGCCUCCUGAGUUGGCUGGGAGGCAGGACAGACCGGACAACAGAAGACACCUUGACAGCAGCGAUGGCACUCAUACCCAACAUUAGCCAACAGGCGUGGACGGAAAUGUGGACGGAGGUGCAGAACGCCAUGCUAGAGUACCGACUCCCCAGCUCCUCUCUGCGGAGGUCUUUCAGUGAGGGAACUGUUCCGCCGCUGCCUGCUGAGAUCUGGAGCAGGGUCCCUGAGUGGGUCCGUGCAUCCCUGGCCAGAGGAGACCUGGGGGCCAACAUACUGGACUAUGACAUACUUGUGCGCAGGAGGAAGUUUCUGCGAAUCCAGGUGGAGUGCAGCGACCUGCAGAGCUCUAACCUCACCUCACGGCCCAUCCGGCAGGUGAUGGCAGACCGCGCUGUGAGGCUGCAGGUGUGUCUGGAGACGCUGGGCGUGGAGGAAGAGACGCUGGAGGGGGUUCCGGCUCACCUGCGGCUCCCAGUGGCUGUGACCCGCUACUGGCUGAGGAGGGCCAGCCCUGAGCCGACGCUCCUCAAAGCUCUGCUGAUGGUCAUGGUCCAAGGAGAACUGAACCGACGGGCAGGAGGGACAACAGGCUGGCAGGGGGUUACCAGCCACAACCCUCAGCCUCUGGAUGGUGUCGUGGCUCACAGCUUCAACCAAUGGCAGGCCUGCCUGAAGGACGCCUCCCAGCUCAACCUGCUGCUCUGCAAGCCCCUCCCUGAACCCCACUACGCCUGGUUGUACCAGGGCAGGCUGGUGCACCGGCGGCAGAAGCAUCUCCAGGAGAGGGAGCCGGAGGUGGAAAAUGCCAACUUCAUCAGUCUGUACAGGAGGCUCCUGGGAGCAGUGACCCAGCCAGACCCCGGGGCCAACAGGAGGACUGGGGGGCCUGAGGCCCAGCUGAGGGCCAGCAUGGAGCACCUUCACCUCAACACCCAGGACGAGGAGGAGGAAGAGGAGGAGGAGGAGGAGGAGGAGCUGGGCGGGGCUGCAGGCCUGGAUCAGGUCUCGGAUGGUUCUAGGGUGGAGGUUAAAAGCAGGAGGAGGAAGCAGUAGAGGGAGGGGUGGGAGUGAGCAGGGGGGGCUGAUGGGGCACAGUGUCGGGGUAACGCGUUACAGUCAUAUAUUAUAUUAAGCAGCAACAGAGUUGUAAAACCUGUUCUUCAUAUCAUUUUGGUAUUGUAUCUUCAAUAAGAACCUAGGAAGGAAGAAAAAGGAGAGUUGAGA